This is a messenger RNA of Ceratosolen solmsi marchali, 4105 nucleotides long. Its product is annotated as VWFA and cache domain-containing protein 1. NCBI's taxonomy places the organism in Eukaryota, Metazoa, Arthropoda, Insecta, Hymenoptera, Agaonidae. Gene Ontology annotation, cellular component: voltage-gated calcium channel complex. Gene Ontology annotation, molecular function: voltage-gated calcium channel activity. The transcript has 9 exons. The record is from RefSeq and is a predicted model, not a curated record. Bases 86 to 3736 code for a protein of 1216 amino acids.
UUGACAUGAAUUCAAAUUCAACUACUAUGAUGAAACAAAGUCUAUCUAGCUUGGUUAAAUUCAUAUUAUGAUUUCUUAUAAAUGAAUGAUUUAUCUACUAAGAAAAUUAAAUAAAAACAAUAUCAACAUGGCAUUUUGUCAAGUACAGUGUACGAUUUUAUUAGUGGUUAUAACAUGUUGCACUGCUACAAUAGAUGAAAAACUAUCAAAUAGUGCAUCUAAAUGUCAAUUUGGCAAAUCUAUUAGGAAACAAAUUGAUGUGUUACCAUUAAAUGGUGUAUGUUUAAGAGAUAUGGUUGUCCAUCUAUCCAAAAAUUUACAUAGCCUUAGUAACGAUGAGCUCGGUGUAACAAAGUUUCAGACUAUACUUGAUAAGCUUGACUUUGUUGAUUCUAUUAGUACAUUGAAUUCCAAAUUAAAUGACUUGACAAAGAAUUUAAAUGACAAGUUGAAGAGGUACACAGAUUUGUUGAGAGAUAGUAAUGGUAUAAUUCAACCAAUACUACUUAAACAGAGUCAAGAUAUUUAUUCAUCUGGCCAGCAAAUGGAUAGUACAAAUAGACCUUCAGACAUUUGCUCAAAGAUCACAGAUGCUCUUGCUAUGAAUCUUCGCAAUCAAGAUUGGAAAAAUUUACAUAUUUUACCGGUUAGUCAGCCAGGGACUAUGUGUGGCCCGCCAAGUCUCGCCCACAAUAUUGGUCCUCUGCUACUGGCCCAGUGCAACCGAUCGAAAAACGUUAUUCUACUACUGGAGCACAGCGCAGCCUUCAUGUCCGAAGAGGACGUAACUCUUGCACAGAUUACUGCCAAGACAAUCGUACACAUGCUGUUGGAAACUGACCGCGUAACCGUAGUUGGGCUCGUCGGUGGCGGUUCGAGACUCUGCCCGGAUCAGGGUCUUGCACGUGCCACCGAUAUCCAUAAGAUAAGGCUGGAUCGACACAUUGACUCGCUCAUUCGUUCGACGGCCAAUCAAACCUUCGGUCUAGAUAUCGGCUCGAUCGUCAAGGAUGUCACCGGCGAGGUGCUUCUCAUACAUUUGACCAACGACAUCCGAGACUUAUCCAAUAUAAAUCAUAUCGUUGAAACUAUCAAAAACAAGCAACUGAGCGUACACUCGAGGACGAUUCUGAUACUAUCGAGACAACAACCUCAUGUCAAUAUCAAGGAGUACUCGAUGAAUGGCAGUAUUAUUAUGUUGCCCACCCAGCAUGUUCUUGGUUACGAGAUCGCCAGAUUAUUUACAGGUUUGAAAUGCAAUAAAGACGACGUGAAACCUUAUUACCUCUCGGACCCAUAUUUUGAGCCGUACAGCAAAGCAAUGAUGGUGUCAAUCGGUCAAAUAACCAAUACAGCACUACUCUCUUUUGACGUAAAACUCCGGGAUUUCGUGGAGGAGGUGACAUACUUUGACGCCGGUAACCAGCGGAUGCACGCGUUACUUGUUGACAAAAGAGGGAUGUUAUGGAUGCAUAAGGAUUUUCCACGCAUGGAGACAAUUGUAGAGCAGCCACUCAAAGUCUAUCUUCAUGAUAUCGAGAAUCUUGAUCGCAAGACGAUCGGCAAAAUUGGAAUGGAUGAACAGGCGGAGGGUAUGGCUGAGGUGAAAAGCCUUCUAGGCCUUCGCAAGCAGCUUCAUUGGCGGCAGCUAAACUACCCCGAGCUAAUCGCAUGCUUGGUGGUUAUACAUCCGGACGAAGGUGAGACACGGCAACCCCAGGUGCGUGUGGCACCAGCUCUACCUACCGACAUCCUCCAUCAUAGAUUGGAUCUUGCCUUGGGUCCGAGCGCGCGACGCGAACGCCUUUGCAUUCAUAACAACAAUCGCGUGGCGACUCUCGACACUGGCGUCAUCUACCUCUCUCCAUGGUGUUUUAAGUCGCCCGCAGAACAGGCGAAACAAUUCGAGACUGCGCCCGCCGUUACGGUCCAGAGUUACAUGGCCUACAUAAAAGACGUCACGAGGCUACUUACCAAUCCUGGAAUGCGCGAGAACGUCAAGACGGAUGUCGCCGUGCUCGCCCAGAUACUCGAUCACUUCAAAGAGAGGCAUGCUGACAGUCCCCUCAACAAAUUUAUCGUUCAACGGUACGUGACGUCUGUUGGUAGUGGUGUACUCGAAGUAUAUCCGGGUUUAGUGCUAGAUUCGGACCUCGAUCCGAAGCGUCGCGCUUGGUACACGAAGGCACUUCAGCAGCCGGGUCGUAUUGUCAUGAGCCCGCCUUACUUGGACGCCGGAGGCUCCGGUUUCGUGGUCAGUCUCAGUCAAGUAGUGCAUGAGGGUCGAUCGGUUGGGUUGCACUCGAACACCGAUCCUGUUGUUGCCGUAAUGGCCAUGGAUCUUACGCUCGGAUACUUUUCGCGGAUGCUUGAUUCGAUGUUUCCUCUACUCUGUGCCGAGCCCAACAUCAAGUGCUUCCUCAUGGAUGACCGAGGAUACUUGGUUUUCCAUCCGUCCCUUCUCCAAGCCUCAAGCAAGAUCGAGCAACAACAUUUGACAAAUAAGGAGCUCCUCGUGGCCAACGAUAUACUUAAUCACGAUUUCCUAGUGAAGAAGAAGAUGUGCUCAAGCCACAUGGAUGGCACCACCCAGCGCUAUUACCAAUUUAACAUCUCCCUCGACGAGGUACUCACCAAUAUCGUUCAUGGCGAGCACUGCGUUAUGUAUCAGCUAGCCGUCGUACCUGGAACCAACAUCUUUCUGGGUGUCGUCAAUAUCACGUGCAAUUCCCUUAAUGCUUUCUGCCCCUGCAGCACUAUGGACCGGUCUUGUCUAAACUGCAAGCGAAUGGAGCAAACUGAUUGCGAGUGUCCCUGCGAGUGCUCAUUGUACUCGAGCGAGUGUCAGUUGGAGGAGAGCGUGGGAAGUGACAUCGAGCCAUGUCCAGCGCCCCAGGAGCAGGGCUCGAGCCUCGCCUCACCCUGGAUACAACCGGUUGACACGGGCCUCAAGCUCUGCCAGUCCUUCAGUUGUAAGUCUUACAUCACCUCGACCGAGUGCCUCGGUAUCGCUGGCUGCCAAUGGUGUGAGAUCGACAGCGAUGGAGAGACUAGCCUCCAACAGCCCUAUUGCGCGGAUAUGGCCACAUGCUUCAGAGGCGUGUUCGGUUCACCUAUACCUUACGGCGACGGCAGCUACAACUCGCAAUCAACGGAGGAGAUAAUGUCGAAGGAGUGGCCGUCGGUGGGUCCGGUAGCCGGUGGUAUCCUGGCAUUCGUCCUUGUGCUUGGAGUCGCCCUCUUUUGUUACAGACUACGGUCGGUGCAUACAGGCCUCGAGCAUCAGUGCCUCCACAACCACAAUUCGCCAGACACAUUACGAAUGACGCAUCUCGACUGCGAUGUCGAGCCGGCGGACCUCGAGCGUGAGCCCAAGGCCAGUAUGGAUUCUGCGUUGUUGCGUGAUAUCGUCGCGCCCAUUUCACCUUACCGCGUCUCCACAAAUUAUAGACGACCGCCUGGAGGCGAUAGUGAUCAUGGAUAUAGCACGAUGACGCCUCACGAUGACUCGGAACAGCAGAAUUUUUCAGAACCUUUGCUCGUGUUGGCGGGUAAUGUGUCCGGGAGCGGCAUUGUACCAUCCACAAGUAGCACGAUCCUCGACUCUCCAGCGACCUCGAGUUCAACGACAGGCACGAUCGUGGCGCCGCCGUCACCAACGACGAAUCUCGGCUCGCCUCAUCGCGUUGUUGCUGCUGUUACCGUACAUCGUGACAUGGAGACAAAUUAUUGCUAACCGUUCUACGACUUUUUUUAAAAUGCAGACUCAAAGUUUUAGGAAAAAUUAUGUUUUUCCUUUUGUACUUAAGGCUUAUGCGGGUACCUCUUUACUGUGUAACGAUAGUUGUUGAAUCUUUCGAAUGAGAAAUAUCGAUUUUGAGAUCGAUGUUGUUUGCUAUUUCACGUGGCAUUUGUGGAAAAUUAUUUGAAGGCAGGCUGUGUUUCGACGCUUAUCUUCCAAUGGCUUAACAAAUGAAAAUAUUUCAGAAAAUAGCUAGGAUCAGGUUUUUUGAUUCCUUUGCUUGUCCAAAUAAACUUAGCAUAGAAUCAUUAACUUUUGGAGAUAUUUAAUUCAGAAGCAGAGUCGAUAAAAUAUAUAUUAAUU